This is a messenger RNA of Tetranychus urticae (two-spotted spider mite), 2768 nucleotides long. RefSeq lists its product as uncharacterized. Gene Ontology annotation, biological process: positive regulation of transcription by RNA polymerase II; cell differentiation; negative regulation of transcription by RNA polymerase II. NCBI's taxonomy places the organism in Eukaryota, Metazoa, Arthropoda, Arachnida, Trombidiformes, Tetranychidae. The record is from RefSeq and is a predicted model, not a curated record. Gene Ontology annotation, molecular function: nuclear receptor activity; zinc ion binding; RNA polymerase II cis-regulatory region sequence-specific DNA binding.
CUCGUCUCAUUUCACUUUUUUCUUACCUUUUUCUUGCAUUUCGGAUGGCGUUCUUCCCGUAUUUUGAAAAGCUCAAAGAUUAACUUCAUCAACUGUUUCUCAUCUUCAUCUCUUUUCUGGACUCAAGCCUGCCCCUUCUACCUGAUUUUGGGCGUAACUGAUUGAUGAGCCCGAAACACUGAAACAAAGUGAAACAGCCUAAACGACGAUUAGAAGAUGAAGAAGACACUGAGAAAGAGAGAGAAAGGAAAGGACAUAACCAAAAAAGACGAAAUUAAAAGGAGAAAGAAAGGAAAUAUUCAAGUUCCUGUUCUUUUUGAAUUAAUUCAUAAGGAUAUGAAUGAUCUCUCCUUUUUUGUUUAUCUUCAUCUUUCUCUCCCUUUUUCACCUUUUAUCAAUCCGUGACUCUUUUUCUUAGUCUUCAUCUUCUUCUUUACUUCAAUUGAUACCAUUUAGUUUAUGGAAUCAAUUAGACAUCCCAAUUACUCAGAUCGUUUCAAUAUUACGAUUUAAAAAUAACAGCCAAUCGAAUCAGCUUAUGUGCUUUCUACCCUUAAAACACCUAACACUAUUUUGAUACUCUUUUUACACUUACAUAGUUUUACUAACAUUUUAAUUUUCACUCAUAUUUAUACUUUAAAAUAUCCAUUAUUUUAUAUCAUCUCAUAACAUCGACACUAAUUUUUGAUAAGUUUUUAAAAUGAAUACCAGGACUGGCGAUGAAUUAACUUGCCUUGUUUGCUCUGAUAGAGCAAUGGGAAAUAAUUUUGGUGCAAUCAGCUGCGAAUCUUGUAAAGCUUUUUUUCGCAGAAACGCUCAUGAUAUCGAGAAACUUCGCUGUGAGUUCAAUGGUAAAUGUUCAAUAACCAUAUUGACCCGUCGCCAUUGUCGCCGUUGUCGUCUAGAAAAAUGUUUUCAAGUUGGAAUGAGAAAAGAUUGGAUUUUAACAGAGGAACAGUUACAGAUAAGAAGAGCUCGUAUUCAAUCACGUAAAUCACGGGAAAUCGCAACAAGAGCCAACAUCAAUUCACCUUCAUCUUCGUCCUCAUCGUCAUCUUCCUCGUCAACCAUUUCAGCUGUUCCUCAUCUUAAUUCAUCAUUACCCUACAACUCAUAUUCAUCAACUCCGUUCUCCUCCUUGAAUCAGUCAAUUGGUUUCCAUGGUCCAUCUACAUCCCACUCAUCUAACCUUAAUUACGAUAUCUAUAGCAAUUUAAACGAUGAUGAAGAAGAUGAAAGUGACAAUGACUAUGAAGAUUUGUGUGAUAAAAUGGGUAAAAAAAUAUUUACCAGUUCAUCUAAUAUGCUUACCAGCCUAUUGGACAAUAAACACUAUGAUAGCCAACAUGAUCACCAUCAAUCUCAAAGUUAUCCAGAUCUUUAUCCUGAUUACGGUCAACUUACAUCGCCAAUUUCAUCGAUGGUCCUCAAUGCUCCUAGUUUUUUGUCACCAACUUGUUCAACAAAUGAUUAUUUACUUGCUUCUUCGCCCGUCUCACCUUUGCCUUUAAAUUCAUCAUCUCACCCUUUUUCAUCCAACUCUUCAUCAUCGCUUGAUUAUGUUCAACAUCCAACCAAUAUCUUUACCAAACUUGAACCCAGUGGUUCGAUUGAAGUUGAAACUGUCCGAAGCAAAGUUUACGACCUUAUUAUGGGAUCAGAUAUAAAGCUACCCAUUAACCUGUCCAAUGAAUAUAUUACCUCAAAUUUAGCUCUAAAUCAAUUAAUCAACAAACGAAUGGACGAGCUUAUUAAUGCCUAUUCAACCCCUUUUCAUCCAGUACCAAAUGAAUUGUACGAUGCUUCUAACCAGGAAUCAUGGAUUUGUUUACUUGAUUAUUCGGCCAAGCUGUUGAUCGCUUCCAUUAAAAACGUAACCUCAUUUAACCGGUUACCUUUACAAGUCCGAAAUGACCUUUUCAAAGAGUCAUUUUCAAGUAUCAUCGUAAUUCGUUCAGUUUUCUUGUUUGACCGAGAUAAAAUUGAAUGGCGAUUUGACAGUUCAUCAAAAAGCAUAAAAUUCAAUCUACUUCGUCUGUUUGGUGCUCAAGCCACGUCUUCAUAUUUAUCAUUAGUCAAAGAUUUCGAUGAUUUAUGUGGAAGAAACUUGAAAGUUGGUCUAAUCCUUGAAUUAAUUUCGCUAUUCAAUUCAUCUAAUGUUGACAUGCAGCAUCAAGAAUAUAUCAGCAAAGAAAAGUAUAUUUAUACUUAUUUAUUGCGACGUUACCUUGAAUCGACUGGUCUUUCAAUGGCUCAAGCUCGAUCUGAUUCCUAUGAUCUUCUAAUGAAAUUGGAGCAAUACAAAAUGUGCAAUAAACCUUUGGAACACCUUCGCCAAAUUUGUGCUUAUCAAUCACAGAAAGCCGGUCAAUUAUUAUCAGAAAUUCUGGAUCUGUCUUGAGAAACGCUGAUAAAUCUUUCAUCAAAAUUAAAGCAACAAACGUACAAAACAUUAGAUGAUGAAAAAUUGCAGCCUUUACCUUUUCUCACAAAUCAAAUUGUAAACUUGAAAGUAUAGAUAAAUUAUGAAGCAUUUUUUAAGUAAUUAUAAAAGACUGAAAUAUCCAACAACUGAGAUUGGAGUGGAUUAACCUGGUUGAUGGAUUCCCAUUCACCUGAUCAAUUGGAUACAACCAUGAAAAACCAUCAACCAUGAAAAGCACAUUGAAAAUGAAAGUCCAAAAUGAAAGCCAUAUUUUAUGUUUAUCCAAGAUGUAUUUUCAAUCAACUCAACAAUUUAAAUAAAUUUAUGAUAACAUUACUCAAAA